Molecule: messenger RNA, 915 nt
Organism: Fusarium musae
Lineage: Eukaryota; Fungi; Ascomycota; Sordariomycetes; Hypocreales; Nectriaceae
Exons: 2
Coding region: 1-915 (304 amino acids)
Source: RefSeq, a predicted model, not a curated record
AUGCAGGUUACAAUCGCACCAGCAAGUAACAAAACGAGCACAGCAGCCAUUCGCUCGCUGUUAUCGCAAAACCCCAAGGCCCAAGUCACAGGCUUGUACCGUGAUCUGAAGAAAGUCCCCGAUGAGUUCAGCUCUGCCGGCAAUUUCACGGCGGUUCAAGGUGACGUUGGAGAUGUGAAUACCCUAGACUUCUCCGGCUCUGAUGCCGUUUUGAUGGUCCUUCCGCCUGCCUACGACGGUCGCGACAUCGUCGAGCAUGCGAAGAGAAUCUCCAAUAAUGUCAAAACCGCGAUUGAGAGGGCUGGUAGUGUGGGGAGACUUGUUUUGCUGUCGAGUGUCGGUGCGGAAUUCUCGGAGGACGUGGGUGAGCUCAAAACAAACCACAUCUCGGAACAAGUUUUAAAAACCACGGACAUCCCUGAAGUCAUUAUCAUCAGAUGUUCCUACUUUAUGGAAAAUUGGACCAUGUCCGUUGAGACACUCAAAGGCCCAAACCCCUUCUUCUUCUCGACCAUCACGCCACUCGACUUCAACAUCGCCAUGGUCGCUAUCAAGGACAUAGGUGAAGCGUUGGCUACGCAACUCACCCGCGACUGGACACCUCCCAGCAAACCAUGUAUCCUGGAACUCCGCGGACCAGAGCCGUAUUCUCCACUGGACGUACAGAAGGCAUUUUCGCGGGCGUUGGGUAAGAACGUUGAGAUCAAGGCUGUUGAGAAAGAAGACCUUGCAGAGUUUUAUGGCAAGAUUUUCGCGCCACAAAUCGUGAAUGAUUGGGUUGAGAUGAGUACAUGCUUUUUGCCGGGCGGUAUUGCGGAGAAGGACCUUUCGAAGCCGAGUGAUGUUGAUGUUAUUUAUGGGAGGACGACUUUGACUGAGGCACUGCGAGAAGCGACAGCUGAGUUGAGGAAGUAG